Vespa crabro (European hornet) is the source of this 7226-nucleotide messenger RNA. It is a transcript of the gene UbcE2H, whose product is annotated as ubiquitin-conjugating enzyme E2 H. Bases 1417 to 1980 code for a protein of 187 amino acids. Gene Ontology annotation, cellular component: nucleus. The transcript is spliced from 5 exons. Gene Ontology annotation, molecular function: ubiquitin conjugating enzyme activity. The record is from RefSeq and is a predicted model, not a curated record. NCBI's taxonomy places the organism in Eukaryota, Metazoa, Arthropoda, Insecta, Hymenoptera, Vespidae. Gene Ontology annotation, biological process: ubiquitin-dependent protein catabolic process; protein polyubiquitination.
UGUGCGUGGUGGGUGUGAAGGAGUGUUAGAGAGAGAGAGAGAGAGAGAGAGAGAGAGAGAGAGAGAGAGGAGAGAGAGAAAGAGAAAGAAAAAGAGGGGAGAAAGAGACAGACAGAGUGAGAAGAACAAGCCGGUGGUGUAGCGAGAGAGGCGGAGGGCGAACGAGUGAGCGCGAGAGAAAUAAAAAAAAAAAGAAAAAAAAAGAGAAUAGAGGAAAGGGAUAUCGUUUUGUUGUCGUGCGUUGAAGGAGACGCAUUCGUGCGACUUGGUCAUGUUUUGCUCGUGCUUCGUAGCCGAGAACGAAAUGAUUCUUUGAAGCUUACAGAGAAGUCCUCUCUCGAACGGUUUAGGAGUGUGCGAGGAACAAAGGGAAGAUAUACGAUACGCUGUUGAGUAAUUUCGGUCUAUCUAUCUAUCUAUCGGUCGGUCGGUCGGUCGGUCGGUCGAUCGGUCGGACGGACGAACGAACGAACAAACGAACGAACGACGGACGGACGGACAGACGGACGAACGGACGGAUGGAUGGACGGACGGACGAUCGGACGUUAGUUCGUUCGGUUUGACGUUCGGAGGAUCAGUCUAUUUUGUUAAAGUCGCGUUGCGUCGUUUACUUUAAUCCACCGUCAAGGGUAUUAUAUUUUCUCAUCUAAGAGAAGAUAAUAUCCGCCAGCAGGUUUGGCGAGGUCGUCAGUUUUACGACGACGUCGUCGUCGUCGUCUGGCAGGCAACAGUGUAUCUAUCUCUCGCGUCGUUGUGUUUAUUCGAGCGUUUCUCUAUCGCGUUGGCAGAUCGGCGAUAGUAAAAACGAAAGCCAAAACGGCGACGUCAACGGCGACGAAGACGACGACGACAAAGACGACGACGAACACGGCGACGACAAAGACGAUCACGGAGACGACAAAGACGAUCACGGAGACGACAAAGACAACGACGACAAAGACGUCGACGUCGUACGGUGAUUAUUGGGUGCGCGUGUCUUUGUUUUUCUUUCUCGGUGCUCGAUAUUCAGAAGCGUUGUUGGUGCGACGGACAGAGUGCGGCGCGUUACCGUGAAAAGGAGGAGACGACGACGACGACGACGACAAGGAGGUUGUGGAGGAGGAAGAAGGAGGAGGAGGAGGAGGAGGAGGAGGAGGAGAAGAAGAAGAAGAAAAGAAGAAGAGGAGUCGGUUGCGGCGUUGGAGGAAGAAGAAGAGGAGGAGGAGGAGGAGGAGUCGGUGGUGGUGGUGGCGGUGGUGGAGGAGGAGGAGGAGGAGGAGGAGCGUUUAUCCGUGAGUUCACGAAGCCGUGGUGCGCGCUGGAUACGUAGCGGACUCUCGUGGAGGACCUUCGUGCGUGGAGCUACGAUCGGGUGGCACAGCUGAUCCAAGGACUCGGGUACGAAGGGCUCUUACUUGCCAAUAACAGCCGACAAAUAUGUCGUCCCCCAGCGCUGGAAAACGACGUAUGGACACGGACGUUAUCAAACUAAUAGAAAGCAAACACGAGGUGACGAUCCUCGGAGGACUCAAUGAAUUUUCUGUCAAAUUCUACGGACCACGAGGGACACCUUACGAGGGUGGAAUAUGGAAGGUGAGGGUUCACUUGCCCGAACAUUAUCCCUUUAAAUCUCCUUCGAUCGGGUUUAUGAACAAGGUCUACCACCCUAACAUUGACGAAGUUUCAGGCACCGUAUGCCUGGACGUUAUAAACCAGGCUUGGACUGCCCUCUAUGACCUGUCAAAUAUUUUCGAAUCCUUUCUGCCUCAGCUAUUAACAUAUCCCAAUCCCAUCGAUCCUUUAAAUGGUGAUGCAGCUGCUAUGUAUCUUCACAAACCAGAGGAAUACAAGAAGAAGGUAGCAGAUUACGUGAGGAAAUAUGCAACGGAGGAGGCAUUGAGGGACCAGGAGAAUGGCGGGACUGGGAACGGGAUGUCGUCCGAUAGCGAGUCAUCGAUGAGCGAUUUCAGCGAAGACGAGGCGCAGGACAUGGAGUUGUAACCAAAUAUUCUAUCAUCCAUACCCAUAUCCUUAAUAUCAAUUCCCUGUAAAACUCCGAUAUCGUUUGCCCUAUUACCAAAUAGAAUGCUUAUAUUCCAAAAAGCUCCGAAAGAGAGCUUCACUUUCGGUUUUGGCCGCACGACGUGUUCUCGUCGCACGUUAUCUCAGGUCGCGAUGGCCGACGACUCACGUUCUCCCUCCGACCAUCGUUUUCUCAUAGUCAUGUCUGAUAUCAAGAUUAUUAUAUCUUACGGAAUAAUGUAAAAGGGAUAAAUAUGUCCCCCUUCGCCUCGCCCCUCGCCUCGCCCCCUCUCCCCGUCUCUUCCCUCUUCCUCUCCUUGCAUACUCCGUUUUCUCUCUCUUUGUUUUCUCGUUUAUUAGAGACGCCUUUUUAAUAAUUACGUUGAUCUUGCUCUUUUUCUUUUUUUUUUCUUUCUUUUUUUUUUCUCUCUUUUUUUCUUUCUUCUUCUUCUUUUUUUUUUUUUCUUUUUUUUCUUGUUUAUAAAAAAAGAAAAAAGAAAAAGAAAACAGAGAAAAUAACGAGACAACGGAUAUAAAUGAAUUGUACGAUAAAUUUUAUUAAUCAAUUAUGUUACGUGUCAGGUGAUAUAUUGAAGGAGAAGGUGAGAAAGAGAGAUAGAUAGAUAGAUGAUGAUAGGAUAGAUACGAAGCAAUGGAGAAGCAUUGGAAUUUACGGGUUUUCUAACGAUCGCGAUUGGAUAUCCGCGAGGAUAAGAUUAUCGAAUCUGCGCGAAAUCGAUUUUUCUUUCUUUCUUUCUUUCUUUCUUUUUUUUUCCUUUUCCUUUUUUUUUUCCCUCCCUCUUUUUUCCCCCCUCUUGUCCCUUUUCUCUUUAUCCCCAUCCUUUUCUUUUCUUUACUUUCUUCAUUAUUUUCUUUCUUUCUUUCUUUUUUUUUUCCUUUUCAUUUUUUUUUUCUUUUUUUUUUGGAAUGCCAAAUUCUCGAAACCGCGCACGAGUGAGAUGGUUUUAUUCCUCUUUGAUAUACACAUUGAUAGUUCUCUAAACGUUCAACGUUCUCUCGUCCUUUGUUCGUCCUUUCUUCUUCUUCUUCUUCCAAUUUGCAUAUCCCCUCGUGUCUUCGCGCGCUGGUAAUUAUUGUAUAAUCAUUAUUAUAGAUGGCAUUUGGCGUCUUUCCUUUCUUUCUUUCUUUCUUUUCUUUUACAUAUAUAUAUAUAUAAAAAAAAAAAAAAAAAAAAAAGGAAAAAAAAAAAAGAAAAAAAAAAGGUUCGAGUCUGAAACUUUCGUUUUUUUUUUUUUUUCGAGCACAAGUCGAGAUUUUUUCGAGAUAUAUAAAUGUGUAUUUAAUUAUAAUCAAGUGGGGAAAAAAAAGUGCCAUGAGAAAUUUUUCAAGAGAAAUUGUAAGGGCCAGUUGACAACGAGAAUCGAUACAAUUGCAACGUCGACAUUGAUUUCAUUACAUUGCUGAUAAUCAACGUCCCAUUAGUCUGCGAGGGCUUAAAGAAAUAAAUUAUGAAAUUUUUAUUGUUUUCUAUAAAUUAGGACGAGUUAAAUGUAUUCGUUUAAAGUCAAAAGUUUUUUCAAUGGUAAAUGUCGCGAGAGAAAAUUUUUUUUUCUUUUUUUUUUUGUUCGUUUGUUUUUUUUUUUUCUUUUUUCUUUUCUUCUAAAUAUUCCUCGCGAGAAUCCGUUCAUUCUGCCAUGUCGUCUCUCUUUUUUCUUUUCUUUUUUUUUGUUUUAUUCUUUUUUUUUUUUUUUUCUUUUUUUUUGUUCAUUUCAUUUGACAUGGUCCGUGUUAAACGACUAAUUACAAGAGCUGUGCACAAUUUUCUUUUUUCAUUCUGAGAGAGAUCUUUACUUUUCUUUCUUUUUUUUUUUUUUUUUUUUUUUCCCCUUCAUUUUCUAUUAUUUAAUCUUCAUUUUUUGUAUCGCAUAGAAUACAUAUGUAAGGUGGAAAAUGGGUACUAGUCCCGUCUUCCUUUUUCCUGCCAUCAAGCCAUCCCUGUACGUUUUCCUCGCAGGAAGUAACAACGAGAGAAGGGCUCUAUCGCGGACGACAAAGAGACGUUGAAGUCACGAUAUAUACAAAAAGGGUGCCUCAAUCGUAAUUCGAACGACGAUAUGAUACAGUCAAUGCGACGAAAAUUCAUGCGAUCGACCACUGUGAAGAUACAACAAAACUUAAUUGAAAACCCGUGAUUGUUCGAAGUCUCAUCAUCAUUGCAUCUUCGAAUUACAUAAGAUGUCAUAUGUGUUUUUGGAUGUUCCAUGAAAUAUUGGAAAAGAAAAAACAAAAAAAAAAAAAAAAUAAAACAAAAAAAAAAGUUCAAACGAUCUUGUCGGGAGAUUCGACGGUAUUCACUGAGAAAAAUAUUUCGAGAUAUAGUUUACGAGAAGGUGAUGGGGGAGGGGUGGAGGUUGUGGAUAGUUGGGGGGAGGGGGACUUGUGGGAGUGUUGGAUAGGAUCGGGGAAAAGGGGAAAAGUAGGUAAAGCAAUCGAUAAACUGUGAUCUGCUAAUUUCUGUAUCGAAUCAUUAUACAAAAAGGAAAAAAAAAAAAAAAAUAGAAAAUUAAACAUCCUAUCAAGUCUGUAAUAAUAUUCGCUAUUGUGCAUAACUAUUAAGAUGCAUUUCAUUAAGGCAAAUGAUUGUUUCAUUUUUUCUUUUUUCUUUUCUUUGUCGCGAAUUAUAAAAAAAAAAAAAAAAACAAAAAAAAAAAAAAAAAAUACAAUAUUUGUAACAUCUUCCACGUCGUAUAGUAAAAAUCAAGCCAUUUUCGGAUAAACAGGAUAGUUAUAUCAUAUUACCGGAGUCUCCUUUUUGCAUAAAAGAAAAAAUAUUGAUAUUUUUUGAGAAUGAAAAAUAAUUCCCGAAGCACAUUUCUAAAAAAUUUUCAAAGAUCACUCGAAGGUGUUUUAGGCCCUUGGAUGUUUUUGCAUAGUCGUUAUAUACUUUUUAUCAAUCGAAUGCUUUAAGUAUUUGAGAAUCCUUGAUAAUGUUGAGAAACCUCAGGGAUCUUAUGUUCAGUAUCUCAAAGAUUUUUCGUGAUAAGAAUUGAAAGCAUGGGCAAGAUGUGUUACCGAAGGGAAAGAAUAUAUACAUAUAUAUAUAUAUAUAUAUAUUACGUGAGGUAUAAAAAUAGUCAAUUUUUUCUAAUUGGUAAAGAAAAUUUGGAAAAAAGAAAAAUGAAUAAUAUAGGAUAUUAAUGCCAAAAACAGAGCAGAUUCGAUUUGAAAACCGAAUAUGUACAAAUUAUGGUGCACAAUAAUCGUUGACGGAUAAUAGUAUUUUGUUCUAAACUGAUCUCUCCUCUUUGUUUAAUUCAAGUUCAAUAAAAGCAAAAAAAAAAAAACAAAAAAACGAAAAAAAAAACAAAAAAAAAAAAGAAAUGAUUAACUUUAUACGAGAGACACGUAUAGCCAUGGUAUUUUAGUGCCUUUCGUGGGCAGAGAAAUGUGCCUUAUUCUAUGGGUCUCAUGAAAGAAUUGCUUACAAAAACUAAUAAGAAGAACGAGAUAAUUGUUCUAUGUUAAUUGAUUCUGUUAUUUUACAUUUUUUACGUUAUUUAAAUUGCUUGCUAAAUUGUAGUGUGAUAUAUCAUUAUUGGCAAUUUAAUUAUGAAUUAGUCGUACGCUAUAUGAACAUUUCUAACAUUAUAAUAGAUAUUUUAUAUUGAUUCUAUUUAAUGUGAUAAUUAAAAAAUUGAAUUGAAAUGAAAAUAAGAAAUUGUAUUUAUGCUCGGAGUAAUUUUUUGAAAUUCAUUAUUGAAGCUUAUAUAAAAACGGAGAGAGAGCUAUUAUUAAAAGAAUGAAAAGAUAAUUCAAUUAAAAUUUUGUCGUGUUUAUUUUUGAAAUAUAAAAACAACGCGUAGAUUCAUUUCAUUUUAUUAAUUUUUAUCACACACACACACACACACAUACACACACAAAUAUUAUAAUAAAUUUAGAGUAAUAUUAUUAUAUUAUAUUGCUUCUCUCUUAUGUGAGUGCAUCCAUCGAAGUGGAUUUUUGAUUUUAUUUAUGAGCGCAUAACUCUUUGUUGAUAUAUGUAAUCAAUUCGAAGGAAAAAAGAAAAAGAAAAAGCAAAAAAAAAGAAAGAAAAGAAAAAAAAAUUAAUAAUUGGAAAAAAUGAUUUUAUACAUCGAUCGAAAAAUAAAAUUUGAUAAAAUUUCUUAUAUUCGCAUUAACAAUUAAACUCCAUAUAUGUAUGUCGUAUAUUUUUCAUCCAACGUGGAUUGCGCUCAUAUUUUAAGCUUUAUAUUUUGCCUUUCGUAUAAGGAAAAACAAAUGGAUAUUACUCGACCUUAUUAUAAAAAUUAAUUAUUUAAGACCUUCGUGAGUAUGGAAUCAUUAUCGAUGAUUUAUUUUCACGGUGACGCGAACGGCAAUGUGUAAUUCGUUAUUUUGAAAUGUCGAUUAUUAAGAGAUUAAGUAGACGAAUAUGGCUUUAUACUUUUUGGAAAUAUCAUAUAAAAAUAGAUUUCUUUUAUUUUUUAUUAUUAUUACUAUUAUUAUUAUUAUUAUUAUUAUUAUUAUUAUUAUUAUUAUUAAUAUUAAUAUUAUUAUUAUUAUUAUUAUUAUUAUUAUUAUUAUUAUUAUUAUUAUUAUUAUUAUUAUUAUUAUGAAUAUUUCUUUUUUUUUGUUGUUCUAAAUUAUACGCCGUCUUAUUUUUGCUGUUAUUUCUAUUGCAUUUUGUCAUUGUACGUUGAUAUAUGUUACAAAAUUGGAUAAAAACCAUAUGCGUUAUUAGGAAGAUUUGCUGCAUUUGUCGUCUUUGCACCUGUGUCCAUCCUAAAUGCAAAUUUGACGAAAAGCGAAGAAAAUAUUAUUACAUCGGGAAAUAAUUUGAAAAUAAAUGUCAAGAGAGGGAAAGUUAUGAGAGACGAUUAUAAAAAUGUGUAUUAGAAUGUACAUUAUAAUUUCUUUCGUAUCAUUUCUAAUGUUGAAUGUUUUCUUUGUGCGUUAUUACGAUACAUAGUUGCUUUUAUAUGUCAAUUUAUUUUCACAUUCUCAACGUGAAUGUCAAUUAAUUUUAUAUUAUUGAGAGAUUUCAUUGAAAACGAGAAAGAAAACACAUUACGGAGUAUUUGCGUCUAAUCAACAGGUCGAAGUGAUCGAGGUGAAGUCACGUUUUAAGAUCUCAUAUUAUCAUUAUACAUGUAUCAUAGAAUUAACUAGAUAUGUAUAGUAGUUAUCAUAUUCGCAUGACUCUACUGAAAAUAUGUAGUUUUUACUAACGAAUGUUCAUUUAAGUAAACGAAUAGUUUUAAUAA